Molecule: messenger RNA, 3151 nt
Organism: Labeo rohita (rohu)
Lineage: Eukaryota; Metazoa; Chordata; Actinopteri; Cypriniformes; Cyprinidae
Gene: rragcb
Product: Ras-related GTP binding Cb
Exons: 7
Coding region: 188-1363 (391 amino acids)
Biological process (GO): positive regulation of TOR signaling; regulation of autophagy; cellular response to starvation
Cellular component (GO): nucleus; lysosome; Gtr1-Gtr2 GTPase complex
Molecular function (GO): GTPase activity; GTP binding
Source: RefSeq, a predicted model, not a curated record
AUAUGAUCAGCUUCCCGUUUGUUUGUGUUCAUGCAGAAAGCUAACCGCUUCCCACUAUGAAACCUCCUCGUCUGUAUCCAAACUAAACCUGUAAUCCACACCGAUCCCACCUCAAUCACUCAAACAAAGCCUACAGAGUCCACACAGACAGAUCAGAGGGAUUAAAAGCUUUCAAAACAGGGUUAUAAUGUCGAUCGAGUACGAGGAGCAGCUAGCCGGAAGCCUGGUGGACUCUUUUCCUAAAGAUUUCGGCUACGGCGUGGAAAACAUGGAUAUGAUGCAGGAAAACCUGGAAAACUCGCCGUCUGCAGACAAUAAACCCAGAAUCCUGCUGAUGGGACUGAGGCGCAGCGGGAAAUCCUCCAUCCAGAAGGUGGUGUUUCAUAAGAUGUCCCCGAACGAGACGCUCUUCCUGGAGAGUACUAACAAGAUCUACAAGGAUGAUAUCUCUGGCAGCUCUUUUGUGAACUUUCACAUAUGGGACUUUCCAGGUCAGGUGGACUUUUUCGACCCCACAUUCGAUUACGAGAUGAUUUUCAGAGGCACCGGCGCAUUAAUUUUCGUCAUUGAUGCUCAGGAUGAUUAUGUAGAAGCAUUAGGCCGGCUACAUCUGACAGUGUCACGGGCAUUCAGAGUGAACCCAGAGAUCAAUUUUGAGGUGUUUAUACACAAGGUGGACGGUUUAUCAGACGAUCAUAAGAUAGAGACACAGAGAGACAUUCAUCAGAGGGCUAAUGAUGAUCUAGCUGACGCCAGUCUGGAAAAGCUUCACCUCAGUUUCUAUCUCACCAGCAUCUAUGAUCACUCAAUAUUUGAGGCCUUCAGUAAGGUGGUCCAGAAACUCAUCCCUCAACUGCCCACUCUGGAAAACCUCCUCAACAUAUUCAUUUCUAAUUCUGGGAUUGAGAAAGCAUUCCUGUUCGAUGUGGUGAGUAAGAUCUACAUCGCCACAGACAGCUCUCCGGUAGACAUGCAGUCGUACGAGCUCUGCUGCGACAUGAUCGAUGUUGUCAUUGACGUCUCAUGUAUUUACGGCCUAAAAGACGACAGCAAUGGUAAUGCUUAUGAUAAAGAGUCUCUGGCCAUCAUAAAGUUGAACAACACCACAGUGCUUUACCUGAAGGAGGUCACCAAGUUCCUGGCUCUGGUCUGCAUCUUGAGAGAAGAGAGCUUUGAGAGAAAAGGUUUGAUAGACUACAACUUUCACUGCUUUCGAAAGGCCAUCCACGAGGUAUUUGAGGUAAGCGGCUCCUCCACCCAGAGGACAGGAGCGGUGCAGUCCAGCCCCCCCAGCAGCAGCGGCAACGGCCUGUCCCGACUCAAAUCCGCAGCGCUGAACGGUACACCCAGAAGCCUGGUUUAACCCAGGACACACGGACCUCUAAGAACACAGGGCCUUUACACUAGUGCGCUGAACGUGCGCUAACGUACACGUGAGAUUACUGGACCGUUUCUCUAGUUACACCUGCUGUUCCAGGACCUGAGAGACACAACAGGACACUCACACAGGACAGACUACAUUGCUGCUUUUUUAUGAUAUUUUGGUGUGUGUGUGUGUGUGUGUGUGUGUGUGUGUGAGAGAGAGAGAGAGAGAGAGAGAGAGAUUGUGUGCGAAUGCAGCAUCAGCUGUUAUAAUGGGGAAGAGGGGAAAACUUUAGUUUAGCCAACAGAAUGAGGCACAGUGAAAUGGUCGAGAAUUGUACUAAAGUGUCACACUGAGCAAAUAAAGUCUCAAAACUAGUGAGCUGCCUAACCUUUUUUAUAUCUUUGUGUUUAUGGCGGCCAAACGUGCUGUCUAGGUAGGGCGCUCACUAAGUUUUGAGGCACAUCCCACUUUUUAAAGGUUUGAGGGUGAAUUUUACAAGGAGAAACAUUUUCAAGUGACAUUUCACAAACAAAUCGAAAUGGGAAAAAAGUUUGAAUGAAAUUAAGCCUAUUUUUAGGUGCAUUAAAAAUGUUUAAAUUGUGAUAAAACACAUUUUGCCUAAAUUCUCAUUUUUGUAAUAGGUCAGAAAAUUCUAUUUUUAUUUUUUUACUAUUAUUAUUAUUAUUAUUAUUAUUAUUAUUAUUAUUAUUUUGUAAUUCUCAAAUUUUCUCGAUUUUCAUUACUUUAAUGCAGUAUUUUAAUUGUAUUACAGUAAAAUAGAAUAUUGAAUAAGUAAUGACAUUUUUCACAUUUUUAAAUGUUUUUUUGUUUUUUUUUGAAUUACCGUAAUAAGAAAUUGGGUGAAAUGUAGUUACAUUUGUUUAAUGUGAAAAUGUAAACAUAAAAAUAGGCUUCAUUCAUUUUAAGCAUUAUAUUUCCUAUUUCUUUCUUUUGAUUCUGGGGUAAAAUGUGACUUGGACAUGUUAGAUACACCAAUGAAACAAAUCUUCACUCCUUUUUGUAGCAAAAUUCCCAGACCAAACGCUCUUUAAGAUUCCAGUUGUUAAUGUUGGCCUGUGUUGUGAUUGUGUUGGCUGUCGCUGUUAUUUACUCCUGACACAAGGAGAAAAAUAAAGGGAGAAAAGGCUAAAGGCGUUUGUGAACGUCAUCAUGUCUCUGUGAACUGCCUUACAGUGACAUAAAUCACAGGGAGUUUUUUUUUUCCUUAGGAAUGUAAGCUUUUCCUGCCAAAUUAUCCCAUGUUUUAAUUGGAAAUGAAAGUAAUCUGGGAAACAAGCAUCGGCCCAGACUAACAGGAAGCGUGUAUUUUGCCAAAAAUGCUUCUUUCUAAAUUCCGAUAUGCUGAGAAUACAGAAUAAUGAAACUUCAGUUUGUUAAACUAGUGAUUAAAGGUAUUACGUAUUCAUAUGUGAAGUCCCAGGGUCUAAAAAUAACCCUUUUUCCUUUUUUAUAUUACAUGAUUCAUUAUUAUAUUCUCAAAAAUUCCCCUUUCUUGAAUGGAUAUAAUGAGGGCUUGUGUGUGUGUGUGUGUGUGUGUGUAAGAGAUUUACUGCUGAGUGUGAUUGUGUUGAAUGAUGAUUGUUAGUGAUUGUUGUGUGUGUUUAUCUUUCUUUUUUCUAAUAAAGUGUAAAAGAAUAAGAUAUUAAUUUUUGUGAUUGAACUAUAAAGAUUAUUACUUGUAAGAUACCAAGAAAAUGAGAAUUGUUUACUUAUGGUAUAUUUUGUCUCAGAGCACGCUGAUAAAUUAAAGCUAUAUUCAUUUGA